AUGACGGUCCCGCUGACUGAAGAGGAUCUGCAUGAACUGUACCUCUGGGUGGAUGACAUCCCCCUUUCUCGCCCGAAACGCAACAUCACGCGUGACUUUAGCGAUGGUUGCUGCGUGGCAGAGGUGGUGAAGUUCUUUUUCCCGCGGCUGGUUGACCUGCAUAACUACACCCCUUCGAUGUCAAUGAAACUAAAGCGGGACAACUGGGAGACUUUGAACAACCGCGUUUUUCGCAAGCUUCACUUUGAGGUGCCACCGGAGGAGAUCAACGACAUCACGGCGGGCGUGCCAGGGGCGAUUGAGCGCUUCCUUCGCGCUCUUCGGACGAAGAUUGCGCAGAUCAAGGCCCGUCGCGAGAAGAUGAGUGCGCUGGAGAUGGGUCAUGGCGGCAGUGACGAUGAAAACAACGACGGGGGCGAUGAUAGAGGCGGUGGUGGUGGUGGUUGGACGACGUCGGGGAGGCCGUGGGCGGCGAAGAGGCAGCCAAAGUACCCUGAACACCGUCCAGGAAGUGGCGUGGGGGCCGAUCCCGCGGCGUAUCGGUCGCCCUCUAACGUGAGGAAUGUUUCCGAGAUGCAACCGAGCAACCAGAGCAGUAGAGAUAAUAAACGGAACGAUAACGGUGACGACGCCACCACGAGCUUUCGCCUGCUGCUGGAUGAGAAGGACCGCACCAUUUUUGAGCUUCGCGAGACAGUCAGCCUGCUGAGCGAGAAGGUAACGAAACUGGAGGAGUUGGUCCGUGUGAAGGACGAGAAGCUGAAUGCCUAUCGAGAGAAACUUGGGCGCCAUUGA
Messenger RNA from Trypanosoma cruzi, 795 nucleotides. RefSeq lists its product as uncharacterized. Gene Ontology annotation, biological process: regulation of cytoskeleton organization. Gene Ontology annotation, cellular component: axoneme. The record is from RefSeq and is a predicted model, not a curated record. The transcript has a single exon. Gene Ontology annotation, molecular function: microtubule binding. NCBI's taxonomy places the organism in Eukaryota, Euglenozoa, Kinetoplastea, Trypanosomatida, Trypanosomatidae. The coding region runs from base 1 to 795 and encodes 264 amino acids.